This is a messenger RNA of Ipomoea nil (Japanese morning glory), 1326 nucleotides long. RefSeq lists its product as uncharacterized. Bases 1 to 1326 code for a protein of 441 amino acids. The record is from RefSeq and is a predicted model, not a curated record. NCBI's taxonomy places the organism in Eukaryota, Viridiplantae, Streptophyta, Magnoliopsida, Solanales, Convolvulaceae. The transcript has a single exon.
AUGGGAAAAGAAAAGCUGUCUGAUGCAGGUCAUGCCGAGAAGCGAAAAUUUUCAACAGUUGAUGAUGUGGAUAUUCACUCUGAACGCAAACAUCAAAGAAGGGGGUCCACUCUUCCGCCCAGAAUCACUCGGUCCCGAGCCCUAGCUGAAACGCCUGCCGUACCUGUCCCAUCCGGCUCCAAAUCAAAAGGGUCCAGCAAGGUCUACAAGCCAAAGCUUCUCUCACCCGAUUUAUUCGCUGAUUGGAAGACCCAUGUCAAACGCGACUUCAUCCUCGAAAAGUCUAUCAAUGAAGAAGAUUUGACUGCCAAGUGCAAUAUUAUCCCACUGUUGCGUGAUCAAAAUUUACUUGCAUCUCUACGGCAUGUUGGUCCCUACUCCGCAUGGUCGACAGCCGAGUUCUACACCAAUUUGACCUUGGACACAUUCACUGAAGGUUCUGCGCGGUUUCAUCAAGUUUUCAUUCGUGGCACAUGGUAUCCCUUUGGGCCUACAAAGAUUAAUGCUUAUUUGGGCACGCCGAAUCACCCUGCUUCUCUGGAUCCUAGCCCACACUUGUUGGCUGCUGCACUCAUUCAUAAUAAAGACGUCUCAUGGCCAAGUGACAGACUCGCAAGCUUGAAAUUCACCACUGUCUAUUCAGUGCUUCUUCGCCUUGCGUCAGCUAAUUGGGUCCCGGCUGUGCGUCGUCAUCAAGUUUCGGAACAUCUUGCUGGCCUCCUCUACAAAAUCCGGAACCGUCUUCCGUUCAACCUGGGAAUGAUCAUUUUCUCUCACUUAAUCUCUUUUUUGCAGAAGAAAAAAGCAAAGGCCCACCUCCCAUAUCCGAGUUUGAUUUUUGGGGUGCUUCAAGAACAUGGUUUUAAGCCCUAUAAGGAAGAAGUGAUUACAACUCCUGACAAUGCUUAUAUCUUUGAUGAUCGCCUUACACAGAGGGGCCAUUAUGAUGAUCGGGCUUCUCUGGAUCAACUUCCUGCUAUUCCGCCUCCAGCUCCACUGGUUUCUGCGCUAGCCUCAUCCGCUGACACGGCGUCAGCCUCUCGUCCAGGCUCAAGACUGGUUCCCAAAGAGCCUCCAACGUUGGUUGAUCGUAAACAAAUUGUGCUCACUCUUGAGGCCUCAAUUGCACAGGUUCGACAAUCCGUUGCUUCUCAACAAGCCACCAUCUCCGGCCUUGAAAACCUUCGUGAUGCACAGCUCAAAGAGGUUGCUCGCAUGGAAGCCAUUCACGCUCAAAUUCUGGCUGACGCUGGGGUUGCUUCCUCUGGUUCUGACUCUGAAGAUGACGAUGAUGAUUCUGACUCCGGCACCCCGUCUGCACGGUAA